GCUCGUGUUACGAUUCGAGUGUCGAUCGUAACCUUGUUAUAAAAGAAUGAAAUGGACUGGUAACUGACUCAAGUCUGGACACUUGGGUGGUUUUUAAAACUUAUAGCCAUUAAGGGCACGAUCAUGUCGUCUCUUAAGCAGCCGCUGUCUCCCCGUGUGAUACCUCUCUUAAAAGACUCCCAGCAAACACCUGCAAAGACGCCACAUGCUCACAUCUCCAAGUAUGCGGACCCUAAGCUGCUCUCGUCUACGUGGGCUUUGGACGUCAGGAAGGACAUUAACCUGCAUGAAGAGAGGGGUGAACGGCCGGACAAUUCUCUGAUCAAUGAUCUGAUCACCGAACUCAGUGCUGUGUUCAUAUCAGCGCUACAAAGGAAUAGUCGGCACCAGUGGCUGUAUCUUGCUGAGGUUUUGAGGAUUUGCUUGCCUUAUUCACAUUACCUACAGGAUGAUGACCAGCUGAGGCACUAUGUGAACAGAACGUAUUAUCAAACCAGACAGUACACCACUCCGACUGCGGGAUCAGAUCUUGAUGACUUAUUGGCCAACCUCUUCCCCAAGGCUGUACUUGCUUUGAAAUCUACUGGAGGAGAUGCCAAGGAUUACCGGAACCCUUUGACUCCCGCUCGGACACCCAAUGGCUCCUCCCCGAGAUACAACCCCCUCUCAAUGUCCCUUCCAGAUGGAGCAGACCCUUAUACACUGGAGCGACCUGGAGAUGAGGAGAAGCACACCCCGAGAGGCAUUAACCUGGGUCACAUACGGGAGGUCCUCCCAUCGGUCGUCAUGGAAACCACCAGACAUGAAGCUGUGUGGAGUGAAGGCCUGGGUAUGACAGCAGCAGCCAUGAACAUUGAUCUCAACGAUAAGAAACCUUCCCCUCGUAUCCCAGCACCCCCUCCAAGACUCCCGGACUCCUCGUGGAAAUCAGAAGGGCUCCCUCUACGCCAGGAAGAUCUGGCUGUCAGUGAGGAUGCUGAAUCAGAACUAAGUGAGGAUAUCCCGCUAACAGGCAAAGAGGUCGUGGAGAUGUUCGGCAAAGGCCGUCACCUUGGCAACGCCAAGUUCAUCUACCUGAAUCGUACUCCGACGCGCCACUUCAUGCCGUACGAGCUGACCGUCGUUCCUAAACACAAGGCCAACCCUGAGGAACACUGGAUUGUGUCUUGCUUUGGGAUCAUGCACAAGGUCAGAGGUCAGCCUGCGGAGAGUAUGAACCUGUAUGACUGGCACAGAGAGGCCGUCUUGUGGGGCAUCCUGACGAAGAUCCCAUUCUUCAAGUAUAAUCUACUGAGGAAGACGUUCAACAGAUGGAGAUCUGGUCAGAAGCAUCAGGAGUUUUGUAACAUCCGUAAGAAGGUCCAUGAUACUCUCCUGCUAGCUGUGCCAGGGUUCGGAGCCGCCUCUAUUCAGGUCUCUAAGCUCCUCCAGGAGCUUGGUACUGUACGCUUUCUCCCCCUGGAGCUAGACCAUUGCUUCACACUUCCUGAAUUCGAGCAUAGGACUAAAAUGAUGUACAAAACUGGUCAGGUCAUCCUCAACAAAUUCUUCCACUUCUGUAAAUUAAUCUUGGAUAAGGCUUGUGAGGACUCCUAUGCCAUGCUGGAUUUCUGUAAACAACAGGCAAAUAAAGACAAAGCCCUAUUCUCUAAGGAAUCGCUGUUUGUCCAAAGACAGAAGAAAGAGCAGAGGGAGGCCAACCUUCUCAAAGCUCAAAAUGAAACAAAGCGUCUUGGUAACUUCAUUCUUCUGGUUGAUCAGAUGCUCGUUUGCCAUCUUCUUGCUUUGACCCGGUAUAAUGUCUGUACCUUCGUCAGACACACCAUGGUGGGGACCAUAGACGCCCCACGGGAAGCACUUUACAAAGCUAAACUGAACUUCACUAGUAAAGGGGCAUUGACUCUGCAUCCAUCCAAACAGAUGUUCUUAGACUCUCUUGAUGCAACCAUCAUCAAAUUGGCUAACAUCAUUAGCGAUGCUGCUAGGCCUAUUGAAGAGGUCACUGCCGGAUGGGUCGGAAACCAGAGAGAAAGGCUUUUCCAGAAAGACGAGGACGCAGACGAGGGACGUUCUGAUUCUGAAAUGUCUGUCAGAGAAGCCGCUUCAUCUCAGCGAUUUAUAUCCACCGCAGCAGAAAGGCUACAGGAACCUGUCUUGAUAGAACAGAAGACUCCCAGGAAGGAGUUUGACCAUCUGGGGGUCGCGACCCCUGAACUCUGCAAGAAGAAUGACCUCCAGGAGGACUACGUGGUCGUUGGAGAACGCAUGGUUGGACAGUACAACCCACUCACUGAAGGGAGUCUGGCAGAUAGACUACUCUCUGAUGAGGAGAUUUCAUCAGCCAGAGAACUACAAACGGAGAUCAUCACGGCAGCCUUGGAAGAAAUCGAUACCUUCUGUGAGCACCAAUCGUGGCUCGCUGAUAUUCACCGCUUUGCUCGCAAGUGGAAUAAGGACACCGUCUUGCAGUGGAAGAGAGCUCAGGCAUACAGCAUAGAGACCAAACUCGGUGAGAUUCGUGACUGGUGCGAGCAGGUGAAGAACGUGGACCGGAGCUUCGUGACCCAGAACGGACUCUUCCACAUCGACUGCGGGGCCAUCCAGGAGGACCUCGUACCUCUUCUUAACAACGCGUUCAGGGAUCUUCUCAACUUCACAGCCAGCGAGGCAAAGAACCUCUCCAUGGAGUUUAUGACGGAGAUCAAGGGCGUGGUUAUGGAUAUGCAGCAUUGUGGUCAAUAUAAACUUGCAGUCAAGCGAAAGGGUAUGAAAGAGAAGAGCACUGAUGUAAAAGAUUUCGCUGACUAUGCCAAGCAGUACAACAGGUAUAAGAUUAAGAUGCCUGAACUACAGAAAGAAGUAGAAUAUGUCAAGUCACUCUUUGAGGUGAUUCGUCUAAGUUAUCGUUCCCUAACCCCGGAAGAGGAAAAGUGCGAGGAAGGGGUGUGGCAGAAUUGGGAGGCAUUCUUGCUACAGCUUCAGGACGCUGCUGAAUUCGUCAACAUGCAGACUCCCAUUCAAAUUGGCAACCUUGAUGAAGAAUACCAGCUUUUAUACAGCGAAGCCAAGAAGAUCUCCAGUGAAGCUUCCAAAGGCAUCUUCUUGGACCCAUCUCAGAAACCCAUGAUGAUCUUAGACAAGCUCUCUCAGCUCUUUAACAAGUUCACCAGGGUCAACAGCCGCAUCAAUGAGUGCAGCGAACACAAGAUGAAGAUCACUGGUCAGAAGUACGAUGUCUCCGAGCUGACAGAGAUGUUUCAGGCCAUGACCGUCAGGCACCAACUCUGGAAGUUUGUUGAAGUCUCGACGGGUGGCAUUGUGGAUUGGAAGCAGAUGUUGUUCAGAAAGAUGAAUGUGUCUAAAGCUAUGUCUAAGGUGACAGAUUGGCAACAGGCUGCGGGCCAGCUCAAACAGGUGUUGCCCCAGGGCGAUCUAGUACUGGCCCAUUGGUACCAGCUACUCUCAGACUUCAAGCAAGACUUGCCCCUGCUCCUCAAGCUUUCAAGUGACUGCCUCAAGUCUCGCCACUGGAAGUCCCUAUUCCUAGCCCUGGGCCAGGUGUAUGAGCCUGGACGACAGUACUACGUACGAGAGCUCCUGUCCUACAACCUGAGUGAACACAGCCUGCAGAUCAGUACCAUAUGCGCCGGAGCGACGGCAGAGUUUGAUCUGGAGCAGAAACUGGUCAAGCUGAGGAAGGUCUGGGAGGAGAAGGAAUUCAAACUUGCCAAGUACCUCGCACCAGGGAAGGAAACGUUUGAUUUUGAGCUGCCAUCAAGUGAUAAGAAAGAUGGAAAGAAGGCCAAAUCUGAUAUGUACACAUUAAUUGGACAUGAAGAAUUGAAAUAUCUGUUAGAGGAUAACCAGUUGACCCUUCAGAGUAUGCUUGUGUCCCCUCAUCUUGCUGACCUUCGACCUGAAGCGGAUUCCUGGGCGUUGACCUUGAGGCAGGUUGAGGACAUGCUGGAGCUAUGGACUGUCUGUCAGAAGAAGUGGUUGUAUCUGAGCCAGGUGUUUUCGGAUGAAAUUGUAGGGGAGAACCAGCCAUAUCUAGCCAACCAGUUUGAGGGUGUAGACGAAAAAUACCAGGAGUUUAUUACAGCCGUGGUUGACGACCCCAAGGUCCUGUCUAUUCUGAAUAGACGGAAAGGAACCAAGGGCUUUAGAGAGUUGCAGGGUGACAAUCUGACCAUACUACUCAACAGUCUCAUAAAAAUCCAAGAUGACAUUCUCGCAAACUUGGACCCGUUCUCGGCCACCAAGUACUCCAUUGAAACGGCCCGUAGAAAGUACCCUCGGCUGUGCUUCCUCAGCAACCAUGAGCUCAUCGAUCUCUUCUCGAAUUUCAAGGAUAGGCAGAGGUGGAUCCCUCAGGUGAGGGCUCUGUUUCCUGGAGUUCGUCAUUUAGACUUCGAGGCUCCGACCAGUUCAGAAGACGGGAUGAGUGCGCUUGAUCUGCUUUUGAAUUCUGACAAGCUUGAGGUGACAGCCCUCCGUGGAUCCCUUGAUGAACGACUGAGCCUGAUCACUCCCCUACCGUCCAAGCCAUCUCCUCCUGCCUGGCUCAGUUCACUGGAGAUCGCCAUCAAGACCACCAUGGGGAAUACACUUCACUCCUGCCUUGAAUCAAGACUAAGAGAAGGCAUGGUGACUGGAGAUAUCCUGUCCGAAUUGAGCUCUUUAGACCGCAACCCUUCCGCAGACCCUGACGUGGAGGCUCAACUAAAGAAGGCUGUUCGGCAAAGUUUCUGCCAGUGGCUGCUGCGUUUCCCAUCACAGUGUGUCCUCACCGGAGAGGGGGUGCUCUGGAGUAGGGACGUGUUGCCUGCCGUCAGGAAGGGUGAUCUGAAACAGCUUACUCAGAUCAGGGAUAAUCUGCAGAGACGGCUCGACCAGUACAGCCUGAUCUUGAGGGAGAACAAUCAGAGUCCAGUGACCUCGGAGGCUUCGGCUCGUCUCCAGAUUCUGGUUGGUUCAUUGAUCGAGCAAGGCAUGCACCAUAGGGACAUCGUAGAAGACUUGUUAGCAAAGAAAGAGCUUUCCGAUAGAGACUUUGACUGGCGAAAGGUGCUGCACUAUGACAUGGACUUCAAGACGGUGCUAUGUGCUCAAUCCGUGGUUGAUCCAGACCAGGAGACCGGCAGGAAGAGCGAAGCAGCCAAGUCCGUAAUGACCACAACUGAUGAUUUCUCUACCAUAACAGAUAAACCACAAACACGAGAAGCUGCUGGACCUAGAACCAAAACUGUGGUUGGGACCGGCUUUGCAUUCGGCCCUCUGCGGGUGUGUCAACUAGGAGCUACUUUCCCCUAUGACCAUGAGUACCUCGGACCCGGUCCACGCCUAGUGGCCACUCCGCUGACUGACCGAUGCCACAUGAGCUUGACCAAUGCCAUGAGGCAGAGGCAGUGUGGCGCGGUCAUCGGUCCUAGCGGGGUGGGCAAGACGGAAACGGUCAAGGAGCUUGCCAAUUUUAUGGGUCAGAAUGUAGUUACAUUGGACUGUGCUGUGGACAGUAGUAUCGUGACGGUCAGUAGGUUCCUAUCGGGCGCUGUUCAGAGUGGAUCUUGGUUACUCCUAGACAACGCAGAUAGACUGACACAUGGUCUUAUGGCAGUAGUAAGCCAACAGUUGGAGUAUCUUUGCCAUGCUUAUCACAUUCUCCAAGACACGAACUGCCUGUACAGUAAAAGGGGAGCCAGCAAACAUGACUACAAGAAUCCUGAACCGACCAGUCCAAAGAGAAGGCACUCCUUAGCAACCCUUCAUUCCUCUCAAGUACGCGAUGACAGUCACACCCAACGACCGACGACAUUCCCAGCUUCUACAAAUGAGAAGCACGGGCCAUCUAAGUUUGAUGAUGUGUUCGGAGAUUACGAGGAAGAAUGCGAAGUGGGACAGUUUGGGAAGCGACGUCACUCCAUCUCUAGAUCUCAGUACACCCCGGAGGAUCACUACGACAGUGACGUACCAACUGUACCCCUAUUUGUAGAGAUGCAAGGUCCUGUCAUGUAUCGAGCUAUGAUAAGGCGGCCAGCAUCUCGGGACAGCCUCACCGAUUCACCAGAGUUCAGUCCCCUGCAGCAGUGGACAUACAGACCUGAGAACUGCGGCUACGUCAGCUUCGAUUCCAGGAUGGUUCUGGCCAACGUCAACUACAACUGCUUCAUGACGAUCAACACAGGAGAUGCCCUCGGACACCCUAUUCCAGAAAGCCUCAAGAACACCAUGCGACCUGUUGCCAUGGUAAAACCAGACCUGAGUAUUAUUCUAGAGACUGUCCUGAUCUAUAAUGGUUUCCAGGAAGCACCCAUGCUUGCUGCCAAGCUCUGUCAGCUUUCCAAGAUGGUUCAGCAUACGUUCCCUGAGGAACCCAUCUAUCAGCUGAGUGUUGGAAACCUAAAGGGGAUCAUCCAUCUGGCCACCUCCAGACUCUUCUCAAAGAGAAGACGAUAUCAGCUCUCAGCCAGGAGCAGUGGCAAUGACAUGUCCAGGAUUAGCAGUGAAGAAGUGAUUGAACCUGUUCCCGGGGACGACCAGGACUUCAUUACUGGUCUAGAGGAAGACGAUCUCCACCGAGAAGAAUGCUCAUUGGUCUUUGCCCUUCAGCUGUUCCUGACCCCACGCAACCGCUCCGUCGAACACUCCACCAUGCUGAGGAACAUGCUACGGAGCCUCUUCCCUUGGGGUAUGGGCAGCCUGGGGAGAGGGGUGGGGGCGGAGCAUGAUCCGGUGCUGGUGGACGCCAUCCAGAGCCAGUUUGUGGCCGAUUGUCUCCAGGCCACUCCCCUCCAUGUAUCCAAGGUGCUGGAGUUGUACGAGUCGCUGCGGUACAAGUCUGGCGUUGUCCUGGUGGGUUCAGCAGGAAGCGGCAAGACCGUGUGCUACCAGACCCUGUGUAGGGUGCUCAACAGUCUUCAAGCCAAUCCUCCAACUCCCGACGAGGGACCCACUGCUCCCAUGCAUGGACCUAAAGUACAGGGUUUGGAGGGAGUUCCCCGUCAUCAGUUGUCCCAGCCGAUGGAGCGGUUGCGACGUAAGGCAGAGGUGGUGUCCUUCAUGACCCUCCACUGGAUGGACACUGCAUCCCGUGGAGCUGAGAAACCGUCCUACCCGAGAGUGGAUUCCUCCGUUAUCUACCCAGCUACCCUAUCGAUGAAGCAGCUGAUCGGUGAGUUUAACGUCGACAGACAUCGAUGGAGGGACGGUCUGGUCACGUCCCUGAUCUACGGCUCCGGUCAGUCCAUGCAGACGGCCGAAGAGAUGCAGAGAGAAUUGCAGGAGAACAAGAAGAAGAACGCCACCAAAGGGAUGCUCAACCCUCCGACCGUCAUUCAGAAGUGGGUCGUCAUGGAUGGGGUGAUCGAUCCCCGAUGGGCGGAGACCCUGGCCGGUCUGAUUGGGACUGGGCGUGGCAUGGUCGGUGGUAGAGGAAGCACUACGUUACCCAGCGGCGAAAGGUUGCCUAUGCCAAACUGUACAUCACUUAUAUUUGAGACUAGCACAGUGACCAAUGCGUCUCCGGCCACUAUGGCUAGGUGUGCGGUCAUCCAUUUUGGCACCACUGUGGUCAGCUGGAAGUCCCUGGUCGAGUCCUGGAUUUCAGGAGCACAGUCAUGCUGGGAGGUUAGCAACAAUAGUUUGCAACUUCUGCAGAACCUGAUGGACGAUACCUUUGCCCGCACCCUGGACUUCCUGUCCAACACCCACUGCAUCCCUGCCCUGGAAUCCGACCUACCCAGGACCGCCGAGUCCUGCCAGGCGACGGGGGUCGGCAUCAGGGAGGUUGGGUCGUUCCUACGCAUUCUGACUGCCUUGUGUGACCAUCAUCUUGUCCGGGAGAGCGGCGAUGGGAACGCUUCUCCGGCUACCAGUGACAAUAAGCUUGAUGAGCGGAAGACUCCUCGCCCCACCCCCACACCCACCCCAUCCCUGAGUGUCAGUAGCAUGACAAGACACACAGCAAACAAGACCACGCUACUCACAUCCAUGUUUGCUUUUGCCUAUGUUUGGGGAUUCGGCGGCCACCUACACGACAGGCACACUGAGAUGUUCGAUCAGUUUGCCCGUCAGCUUCUGGGUCGUGCAACCCAUGACAUCAUCCUUCCUCCAGAGGGCACUGUUUAUGAUAUCCACAUUGAUGCAACCCUCGGCAUCUUGGUGUCUUGGGCGGAUACGAACAGAGAGAAGAUGAGGACAAUCAGUGCUAACUUCGUUGUCACUCCUGAGGCCGAGAGAUAUUUUCAUUUACUGGACAUCUUGGUCGGAGCAAACCAACCUGUUCUGUUGACGGGAGCUCCAGGCAUUGGUAAAACAGCGCUCAUUCAGAACAUGGUUCAGCAGAGACACCACUUCCUCUCAAUGGCCAUGUCUCCCGUCCUGGGCUGUGAGACCAUGGAGAAGAUGAUCGUCGGCAAGCUGCGACCUCGCAGCGUGGUGAACGUCAGCUCGCAGCCGACAAAGCCGGGCCAAAUACCCACUGAUCCUCUCUUCUUCAUCGACGAUCUUAACUGCGCCGGCAUGGACAAGACAACAGGAGAACAACCCUGUCUUGAGCUUCUCCGUCAGCUGAUGGCCGAGGGCAGCAUAUACCAACGUGACAGCCUGUCGCACUACUCUCUGGAGAAGACCAACUUCAUCACCGCGUGUUACCCCCCAGGGACUCAGGGCGUCGGGAGCGGCACUUCUUGCCAUAGCCUCAGUUCAAGGCUCUCCAGGCUGUUUGUGGUCCUGUCUUAUUUCACACCUUCGGCCGAGUCCCUCAACCUGUUGCAUGCUGGGAGCCUUCAGAGCUGGCUGGAGGAGUUUCCUGCGUACUCUCUCAACCACCACUAUGAACUUGCUCAGGCAAUCGUCAAGGCCACCAUCCGCCUGCACUCUCUGAUCAAGAGACAGCUGAUGACGAGCCCCGUCAAUCCCCAUUACGUCUUCUCCCUCCACGACGUCAACCGCAUUGUCCAGGGCAUGUUCCUCAUGGCCAACCGGUCAGGCAGGUCAAAGGGCAGGCAUGGAAGGAGAGGUGGAGGUCAAAGGUCACAGGCUAAAGGUACGAACAGAAGCCGGAGAGGUAGGACAGAGAAACUUCAGAAGGAAGGACCCCCUCCUAUGAUGAGAACCAUUAUUAGACUGUGGUGUCAUGAGGCUUGUAGAACAUACUAUGAUAGGAUAGUGUCAACAGAUGACCAAUUCUGGUUUCGAAAUACCCUAGAAGAUGUCAUCCAGACUUUCUUCUGUGGAGGCCCUCCCAAGAAACAUAGACCAAGUCCACCUCCCAUGCCCAUUCCCAUCUCGACUCCGGACAAAGUAUGUGAGGGAACUGAAGCAAGUGAAGAUCAGGAUAGCUCUAGCCAACAGGCUACCCCUCCCUUGCCAGCCUCCCCUACACCUACCAUGAACACAGUGACAGAUGAUGCUGAAGAAACUCAAGAGGGGGCUAUAGCUGACGGGGAUGGCGACCAAGGAGUGUUUGAAACAAGCACCCCGCCCCUCCCACUUCCUCACAAUGACACCCCUCUUGAUACGAAUGGUGAAGGCCCAGCUGGAUUUGAUGCCGAAUCAGAAAUCAGCAUCGCAUCAGCUGUCAGCUCAUUGGAUGUGCCUCUCGAUUUGAAACUCGAGCCUACCAGUACCCCCGCCCCGGUACCAGCAAUAGUUAAGGACUUAGCACCGGACUCGGAGACCUCCCAGUCCCCGAAGACGUUCCAGCCCUGCCCCCCUCCUCCAAGAAUCAAGACCCUGCAUCCCACGCCCCCCUCCCAGCCCGCGGUGCCCCCUGCCAUCAAGAAGGAGGGGGAGGAGAGCAAGACGAGGGUGGGACUGAAGCGAGGGGUGACGUUCAAACCAGGAUUGAUCCACACCGACGCUAAUGAGGAGGAGCAGGAUGUCUUCAAGGGACCAUUGAUUGAGAUGAGUCAGCUGAAAGAUCCAGAAGAAGAUUUAUGUGCAAUACUCUUUGCAAAAUUUGUCCCUGGAAUUGGAAAAGAAGGAAACUAUGUGGAGUACACCGAGCCCAAGAUACAAGCUGGUCUGGAGUCCUGUCUCGCUCAGUACAAUGCAACAGCCCAACAAAAGAUGGAACUUGUCUUCUUUACAGAAUCCAUCCGACAUAUCGCCAGACUGACUAGAGUACUUGGCUCUGAGAAUGCCAAUGCCUUGUUGAUAGGCAUGACCAACGGCACCGGACGUUCUUCUCUCACGCACCUCGCCUCUUACAUGGCCCGUUGUAAGCUCUACACCCCCCAGCUGACCAGGGAUCCUGUUGAGAAUCGACGAAGGCUGCGGAAUCAGAUGAAGCGAGCCAGCAAAACGGCCGGACUGGUCGGUAGACCGGCUGUCCUGCUGGUCAAGGAAGAAGUAGGUCCAGAAGCAAUGGAGGAUUUGUGCUGCAUGAUAAAGGAAGGGACGUGUCCUGACCUGUUCACGGGUGAGGAGCUCGAGUCCUUUGCCUCUCAGAUGCUGACGGGGGCCAAGGUCGUCCCUGGGCAGAGGAACCAGCGUCUUGAGAUGGCCCAAGAGAGAUUACUAAGGACCAUCAUGAAGAAUCUCCAUGUGGUGGUCUGCAUGGAUUGUCAAGAUCACAACCUGACCAGUCUUACCGAUCGGCUGAAGAGGUAUCCUGUCCUACUGACCAGCCACUGCGUGGACAGCUAUCUCCCAUGGACUCAGGAAGGACUAGCAAGAGUAGCGCAGCAUUGGCUCAAGGUUCCUACCAGGGAUGCUUACACUGACAAGCGUAUCCGACUCCCUUGGCCCUCGCACUUCCAAGACCGUGGAGUAGAAGCUCUAUGCCAGGCCAUGGCCUAUGUGCACACCACUGCCGCGGCUACUACGGAGAGGCUCUACGUCAAACCGUUCAAAUUCUUCACUCCAAGCAACUAUCUGGAUUUCUUGGAUCUUUUCAAGAACCUGACAUACAAAAUCACCAAAGAGGAAAGGGCAAAUGUGAAGAAGUAUGAACAGGCUUUAGAGAAGGUGAAUGAGGCGUUUUCCAGCAUAUCCGAUUAUCACGGUGAGAUCACGGCCCUCAAUCCAGAGUACCAGAUGGCUAAACAACGCACGGAACAGAUCUUAGAAGAGGUUCACGAGUGUGAACAGAUUUUUGCCGAUGCAAGGGGUAAUUGUACCGAAGAUGAAAAGGACAUUCUGGCGUUGCAGGAACCGCUGAACGAUAUGAAGAAAGAAGCACAGGCAGAGCUGGAUAAGGUGAAUCCAGUGUAUGAGGCAGCACUCCAUGCCUUGCGGAGCCUGGACAAGGCUGCACUGAAUGAGCUACGAACCUUCCAUGCUCCACCAGCCAAGGUCAUCAACGUCAUCAAUGCUGUAUGCCUCAUGUUCAGGCAGCCGAUGGACUGGUCCAACGGCAAGGUCCUCAUCAACCGCAAGAACUUCUUCCAGGAGCUGGAGUUCUACGACAAAACCUCCAUCCCCAACGACAUCUUCCACAAGCUGAACAUCCUCUUCAUCCAGGAUCCGACCUUUGACCCCGAGGUCAUCAAGACGGCCAGUGUCGCAGCCAGCUCUCUGUGCAUGUGGGUGCACGCUGUCUACGCCUACGCCGUCAUCCAUCGCAACAUGAGACCAAAGCUGCAGAGCGUUGAGGAAGCGGAGGCCAAAGUUCAAGAGGCUCAAGGUCACCUUGGUAGCAAGCGUGUGAAAGCACAGGAUAUGAAAGGUCUUCUAGAACAGAAACGCAAGGAAUACCAAGAGAGUAUCAGACAGGUCAAGCUUUAUGAGAAGAAAAUUCAGGCCAUUGAAGCGAAGAUCAAGGCAGCAACCGACCUGAUGGACAACAUGGAGGAACAGCAUCAGAGCUGGAAGGAGAGCCUGGACCUGUCUAACAACCACCUCAAGACUGCUCCAGGGGACUCCCUCCUGGCAGCAGCCUGUACCACCUACAUGGGCCCGAUGGAUGAGACCACGAGGGCCCUGGUGCUUGCUGAUUGGCUGCACGCCUGCAGGAACGGGAGGUACCAAGUCGGAGCGGGGAGGGCCAGCGCGAUGAGCGGGAUGGAGAACUCAUUGGCAGCGAGUCCUGCCCUGAAUGCGGUUCAAGAGGUCAAUGCUGAUACGGCCCAGGGUAUCCUCCCCGAUGACGAGAGUCCAUCGGCAGAGGUUGAUCUUCCUGCGCAGCUGUCGGUCAUCGACGAGGACAACAACGACGGCAGCCGUGGUUCAACAUCGAGGAGAGAUCAGCCAGAGUCGGAGAUAAACCCUGCUGUUCCCAUCAGGCAGAAUUUCACUGUCGAAGACAUUCUUAGUGAUAAAGAGGAGCUCAUCAGCUGGAGGCACAGCAGCAGAGUGGUGUGCGACCAGUUCUCGGUCGACAACGCGCUGUAUGUCCGUGCGUGCAUAAUUGGAAGACGGCGUCAGUGGCCGCUGUUGAUUGACCCAGACAACCAAGCCUUGAACUGGAUAGUGCAGCUGAAGGAAACGGGAUUGGCCAGUUUCCACGAAACCGUCUACGAAGAGGAAGAAGAGGAAGAAUCUUUAGGCCAGGAUGGUGAACUGGAAGAAGAACUGAACAAUCCGGAGCUGACGGAGGAUCGCCUGAUGGAGAGCAGGAACCUUGAGAGUGCAGCAACGUCUAACUUUGCCCUGAGCAGGGCAGACCAGAGCUCUUUAGGAGGAGAGACGGACUACGGGACAGAGUUUCCGGAAACACCUAGAACCUUGACAACAAAUGGUGGAGUGACGCCCAAGGACAACAUGAGCGAGAAGGACUUCGACAUCCACAGCGUGGGCACCAGCCUCCUCUCCGCCAACUCCCACCCCAUCUCCGUCGACCUGGACGGGGCGCGACCCUUCUCCGACCUCUGGGUGGUGUCGGCCGACGACGUUCUCCUGGAGGAGAGGCUUAUUCAGUCCGUCGUGAUGGGACUUAGCCUGGUCAUCACUAACCUUGAGAGGCGUGACUUCGAUGUGAGGUUCAGCGAUGUGAUGGGUAGGAAUGUCGUUGAGAACGAGGAAGGAGAGAAGUCGGUCAGGAUCGGAAGCCACAUGUACAGUUACAACACCAGAUUUGCUCUCUACCUGACCACCUCUGUGCCUUUAGAGUUAGAAGGUGCUGGUUUUCUGAAGCCCCACACCGACCGGUUUUCUGUGAUCGAUAUGUCGGUCAAUCAGGAAGGCUUGACGACCCGUCUCCUCAUGGACGUGAUGGAUGCCGAAAGACCAGACUUUGCCAACCAUCAUCACUCCAUUAAAUCUGAUAUCAGAGGACAUAAUAAGAUGCUCCAAGAAACAGAUCUGGACAUUCUGAACAAGGUGAUAGAGUUGAAGCAUGGCAUUCUUGACGAUGCCGUCUGGGGAGACACCUUGAAUGCCCACCACACGACGAUCCAGGACACCACCUCUCACCUCAAGGAAAGCUGCAACCUCCUGGCACAACUUUUGGAAAAGCAGCAUCCUUAUCGGUCAGUCGCAGAACAUGGCGCCCUCCUCUUCUUCACCAUCAAACGCAUCUGGCAGCUCCUUCCAACAUACUACAUCCCUCUCCGGCGCUUUAUCCGCUGGUUCGGCAAGACGAUUGGUGCACGCGAGAAAGACCGCACAGAUACCGCCUCACUCAAGGCUCGGGCAGUGGAGCUCUGUAAUGCUUUGACGGAAGAGAUUCACGCCCAUCUCUCUUGCGGAUUCUUCCAACACCACUCUGAUCUCUUUGUGUUUCUCGUCGCCAUGGAGAGGAUGAGGUCGUCGAAGGAGAUAUCGCAAGCUGAAUGGGACCUUCUCGUCACUGGGCUGGAUGGAGCAGUUAUCAAAGAACGCGAUGCAGUCUUUGAUGAAGUCAAUGAUAGCUGUGCUAUUCCUGAGUGGCUUACAAAUGAGAUUUGGAUCAAGUGUGGCCAUCUAGAACAGCUGGUGCCAGCUUUCCAGGGCCUUCGGCAAUCCAUGCUGCGUCACUCUAGCCAAUGGAAGGAAUACUUCUCCUGCAAUCCCGUUCUCCUAGCUCCCGUGCCAGGUCCGGACCUUCAGGAUCUCAGCUUCUGCCAGAAGGCCCUGCUCUGGCGGGUGGUCCUGCCUGACCGACUGGCUGUGAUUUGCAGGCACCUGGUGGUCUAUGAACUUGGUGCCCACACAGGACAUCCUGAGGUGUACAACGCUGAGGAAGUUCUUAAGAGUACUUCCAAGAAUAUCCCCUUGAUCUUUGUCCUUCCUGCAGGCUACCAUGAAGGGAAGCAGACUGGCAUGGAAGGUCACACGGUAAUCGAUCCACUUGCGGAGAUCACCCUCUACUGCAAGCAGAAAGAUGUCCGCACAGUCAUCAACACAGUCUCCCUUGGUAAUGAGAAGCAGAUGAGCCAGGCCGUAGAUGCCCUGCAGGAGUGUAUCGCGAAUGGCCAUUGGCUGAUUCUCAACAACUGCCAGGCUGUCGACCAAUGGAGCGAGGAGUUCCUUCAGAUCAUCCAGCACAUUGUGACUCCUGCAUCCAACGUUGAAAAAACCCUGCCUGCCAAGCCCGUAGAGAAGACAAAGCGCGACGACGCAACGACAACAGACGCAAUGUCCCAGGCCGCUCCUAGUCAGUCCAGUAUCUACGAGGGUAUGGAGGUUCAUUCAGACUUCAAGCUGAUCUUCGUCAUGACAGCGGAUAGCAAGACCCCUCUUCCAGGGUUGGUCGUACAGAAUGGCAUGCAGGUGGCAUGUCAGACCAAUUCAAACUUCAAGGCGACGCUGAGGACGUUCUUCAACCAAGCCAUGGCUGCCGUGGACCAACAUAGACACAUGGUCACCACAACCCAGGCUAAGAGCUUGACAGAGUUGGUGUUUUGCAUGGCCCUUCUCCACACGGUACUCUCACACCGAAGGAUGUUCUAUCAGCUUGGCUUCAACAAAGACUAUUCAUGGGGCGUGGCUGAUUUGAAAGCUAUGAUGUCAUGUCUUAAUUGGUCCUAUAAGGGGGAAUCCCCGUGGGAGAGCAUCAAGACGCUCAGAACCUUCAUCAGUCAGCUGGUAUACGGUGGCCAUGCUGACAUACUGGAUGAUGCAGAGACCGUGAAUGCAUUGAUUGACAGCCUUCUACAGCCAUGGAUAAAUCUCAAGAAAAUGCCCUCUUCAAUGGGAGCAACUUCUCUCCUUGCCUCUCUUGUGAACGAGAUGAGUCGAGGGAGGCGUUCUGGUAGCUCUGCAGGUAACAUGGUCGCCAGGAGAUUCCAGCAUUUAUUCAAUACUAUGCAGGAUGAUGUGGAACCGGCCCAUCUUGGGCUGCCACCCUCAGCACAGCAGCUUCAAGAAGAACGGUCAAGCAGGUAUUUGUCCGAAGCUUUGCAAGCUCUUGAGCGCUAUAGGCCUGACCAUCACACCUGGUACCACCCGUCCUUGCCCAAGUUCCUUCUCUCCCUGGAAGAAGAACUCACUAUCAUCCCACCGCUGCCACCGCCACCUGCAGAAUCCCUCAACCACCUGCAGAACUUCAUCUCCAGCGAGGUCUCUCUCCUGUCCUGUCUCCUGGAAAGGGUCCAUGCCGACGUAGAUCUCCUCCUCAAGGCGGUGGUAGGCGAGGCAGCGCUCGCGCCAGACAUCAACGAUAUCCUGUCUGCUCUCAGCUCCAACGUAGUCCCAUCCAGGUGGGCCCUUCGAAAGGGUGGUGUGCUGCCAAACAGGAUGUUGCUGCCUGACUGGUUGAAGCACUUGAGGAAGAGAGUAGAGACAUUGCAGGGAUAUGUGGAUGCUGGUGAAGCAGUGUCCCCGUACUACAGACUGGACUCCUUUUCUCACCCAGAGGCAUUCAUGGAUGCUGUUAUGUUAGAACACGGGAGAAAGGAAUAUCUUGAGCUCCACCAGCUUCAGAUGAACAUUGAGGUGACGGGCAUGGAGCGAUGUCCAUCAAAGCCACCAGCACAAGGGGUCUACCUGUGGGGCCUCACCCUCCACAACGCGGGCUGGGACCCCAAGCGUUCUGUCAUCCAGCUUCCGACCACCAACACCCCAUCCCACCAGUCUUCGGCCCUCCCUGUGAUCUGGCUCAAGCCUGGACCCAUUGCAGACCCUGCUCAGACAGGAAGCGAGAAAGGAUCACCACUCUCCACCUACCUGUGUCCGGUCCACUGUGGAGAUGUCCAUCCCGAGGAGCUUCAUAGGAGCGAGGCCGUCCUCAAGGUUGACCUGUCCUGUACCUUGGAUUCCAACAUGUGGAAACUCAAGAGAGUCUAUGCCACAUCUUCAUAAAUUAAUUAAAAACAAUAAUAUCUCAUUUAGCCAUGGUUUAUUCGCUUCAGCCCAGUAGGUGAUCUGGUAGGCCUAGGGACCUGGCCAUGAAGGAUUAUCUGCAGUAUUGUCAGUCGGGGUGCAUGGACAAUGCCCAGCACCCCUAGUAAAAAAUAUAUAAUCGUCCAUUGCUAGGUCCAUGACUAGGCCUUGUAUAACAUAAGAUGUUAUAACCACUUGUCUACUUUCCAGUGUGUCAAGUGCAGAAGGUCCCAUUGAUAUAAGGCUACAUAGAUUCGGCCAAGGAUUGAACCUAAAACCUUC
Lytechinus variegatus (green sea urchin) is the source of this 16467-nucleotide messenger RNA. Its product is annotated as dynein heavy chain domain-containing protein 1-like. Bases 124 to 16164 code for a protein of 5346 amino acids. Gene Ontology annotation, biological process: microtubule-based movement. Gene Ontology annotation, cellular component: dynein complex. The transcript has 90 exons. The record is from RefSeq and is a predicted model, not a curated record. Gene Ontology annotation, molecular function: dynein intermediate chain binding; ATP hydrolysis activity; minus-end-directed microtubule motor activity. Lineage: Eukaryota; Metazoa; Echinodermata; Echinoidea; Temnopleuroida; Toxopneustidae.